Molecule: messenger RNA, 2059 nt
Organism: Suillus fuscotomentosus
Lineage: Eukaryota; Fungi; Basidiomycota; Agaricomycetes; Boletales; Suillaceae
Exons: 11
Coding region: 1-1560 (519 amino acids)
Biological process (GO): regulation of Golgi organization
Cellular component (GO): cytosol
Source: RefSeq, a predicted model, not a curated record
AUGCUGCACACUGUGCUCGCCAAGAACCUAGCAGGUUGGGAGGUGAUGGAGAUCUUUGCUAAUAGUGUGAACGAGGCCGACAGGGUGUUCAUGGCUCUUCGACACCAGGUUCUCCAACUAGCUGUUGUCUUCAUGUGUAGCAUCAGUCAGUUAAGCCCCGGCGCAUACUUCCUGCGCCGAGACCUCUUUCCUUGCAUCGCUAAGGUCAUCACAUCCCCAGAUACUCAACGCUUUACUUUUGAAGCGUCGCUCCUCCUCUCUAUUCUAGCGAAUUUUCACAAAUCUGAUGCAGCGAGGCUUAAUCCAUACCUCCAGCGCAUACGUGAUACGCAAGACACAGAACUCAUGCGCAAGAUUUGUUGGGCAGCAGGGUUUGCACUCGAUGCUGCUGUCAAGGCAUACCAAGAAAUCUCGGACGAUUCGAUCCCCACAUUUGCAAAGAGCGUCGGAGCCCUGUUCACCUCUCUCCUACCCGAUCGUGCACUAGCAAUGCAGCCACUCGACGUACCUCGAGACUUCCUUAAGACUCAACCCAUCGAGGCGACUGUUUCACUCCUACCCGUUUUCGAGUUCCUUUUCUUCAAUCCGCCUUUUGCGCAGGUGCUAGUGGAUAUGAUACACAAACCAUCUGAUAACAAACAGAGCGCACCGGUACCCCCACUAGCAUAUAACAUCCUCUCAUUGUCAUCCUAUGUGUUGACUCAUGCCUCGUCUUCGGCGUCACCCCGCACGUUGGCUUAUGCAAACCUUGCAUUGAACACACUUCUUGUGAUGUCCGAGAAUGCAGCUAUAAUGUCGGUCUUUUGUAAGCCUGCCUCCUCGAAGGAGGCAAUCAGGCUGUGUCGGCAGAGACUUCCACUCCUUCCAGUGCCAUCGUCUACGCGUGCACCAAUCUGCGCACUCCUAGAUUGUUGUGUAUUAUGGCUACGCCAUAAUCUACAUAAGCGGCUCGAGGUGUACACGUUCACUACGUGUAUCUGGACGUGCCAUCGCGUCAUAUGGUAUCUACAGAAGGAAAGAAUACGAUUAGAAUACGACUGGCUUGAAUUAUGGAAGGCUGUUGUUGACUUACUUGGGUUUCUUUCCGGCAAGCUAGAUAGUUUGGUGACCACUGGAGGCAUCGAGCGUCUAGUCCAGGAGACUAUCCGGUUACUUGACCUUGCUUUGCGCAAAGCAGACCUAAUUUUACCUACACCCACCGCCGUUCAUGAGUUCAUCUAUGAAGUCGUCCGCUCUUCCGCGGUGAUUAGAAAGCAAACGCUACUUCUAGAAUCACUAGGACAACCCACGUCCGUAGACCGUGGGGCGUCGUUGCGUUCUGACAGCGCAUCCAACACCCUGUCCCGUAUUCUUUCCACGGCCGCCUACUACGAGGGAAAACUCACUUCUGCUGGUACACGCAGCGCCAAGGACGCAUUCCGGACUGUUUCAAAAGACAUCGAGCAAAACGGCUUGCACAGUGCGCAUAAUGCGGACGACACAGACCCACCGAAACAUGCGGAGGAUGUCGUCAGUUUUAUUCGUGUUGCCUGCACAGAUGGCUUAGCGCUGAUGUCGUGAGUGUAAGCUGAUGAGUCUAUUGGAAAAUUGGCGGGACUCCGCUUCGGUUGUGACGGGAGAUUCUAGGACUAGUGCUACUGAGACUGCUGUCAGUGACUCCGUCGGCUAUAGAUAGUCUAUCUCGCUGAGCGCUUAGAUAACUAUGUGUAAAGGUUAAAAAGUUUUUUCGAGUAGCCAUAAAUGGGACAGAAUGGUCCCCGAGCAUCCUCGAAGGGAUUCAAAUAGAGGGCGGUGAUCAAUGAAUAGCGCAGGUUGUUGGCCGUCUACCAACACGACAUCUGCCUGCUAGUGAAUCGAUGGGAUGCCUCUCACGAAAACCGCGAGCAUCUCGUUUAUCGGCCAUUUAUCAGCUUCCCAGAGGCCUAUCGAUAAGAUUAUCCUGCAGUGUUCAAACGCGUAAUGAUACUACUCGGUGAAUGAAAAUCUGGCUCGGUGAACAAGGUCACUGAGUGUCACCCAUUCCUUUUCAAUUCCGUACUCACCCGUCCACCUCUUCCUC